Molecule: messenger RNA, 783 nt
Organism: Melampsora larici-populina 98AG31
Lineage: Eukaryota; Fungi; Basidiomycota; Pucciniomycetes; Pucciniales; Melampsoraceae
Exons: 1
Coding region: 1-783 (260 amino acids)
Source: RefSeq, a predicted model, not a curated record
AUGAAAACGAGAAGUAGGAAUUACGCUACGAAUCCACGUUCUCCACCUAAAAGACGCAAAAGAAUAUCGAAGAAGAAAACAAAAACUGAACCUAAUCUCGAUUUCCCAUUAUUACAAGACUUACCUCCAUUACCACCAUCUCCACUAUUCACACCUCUUGCUGAUCUUCCCCCACUACCACCGUCUCCACCUUAUACAUCUGACUUACAUCCAUCAACCCCACAAAAAAGGAUUGAAGAUGUUGUAUUAACGACAACAUCCAAGCCUGUAUCUCAUUUUCCUGAUCUAUCUACGUUACCGCCACUUCCAAACUCUCCUAUCAGUCCUCUUUCUCUUGAACUUAAUACGCUAUACGAUACGAACCUUCCUGAACUCUCCUUAACUUCUGCUCACCCUAUCGAACAUACGUCCCUACCCAUUGAAAGUUUAUCUCCGACUUCGAUCGGAACUAUAUCGGACUUAGCCUCCGGAUUUGCUCUUCUGAAUUUUGAUUCAAUUGCGAACGAUUCACACGUUACGAGAACAGUCGCAUCUUACCCUACGCCACUACCUGAAACUCCCUUCUAUUGCUCUAAUACGAUAUUUGAACCUGAUCCAGUACGCCCUGUGAAACCCUCCGACAUGUCGACACCUAUGACUCCCGAUCAAUUCGCCCUUGACGAAAUCAAUCAAUCUAUCAAGAACGUUGGAAACAACAUCAAUUUUCCACAUCUUGAGAAGAAUGGAUCGAAUUUCGUUGACUGGAAGAAAGACACCGUACGAGCGAUGAAAGCUAUGAUUUGA